Molecule: messenger RNA, 525 nt
Organism: Ustilaginoidea virens
Lineage: Eukaryota; Fungi; Ascomycota; Sordariomycetes; Hypocreales; Clavicipitaceae
Exons: 3
Coding region: 1-525 (174 amino acids)
Cellular component (GO): cytosol; nucleus
Molecular function (GO): peptidyl-prolyl cis-trans isomerase activity; protein binding
Source: RefSeq, a predicted model, not a curated record
AUGGCUGACACCGGUCUCCCCCCCAACUGGGAAGUGCGCCACUCCAACUCCAAGAACCUGCCCUACUACUUCAACUCCCUCGAAAAGGUCUCCAGAUGGGAACCUCCGCACGGCACCGAUACCGACAAACUGAAGCGCUACAUGGCCGCGCAUCACAGCGCCAACUCGCGCCAGGGUGCCGUCCCCAGCGUGCCGGAGGGCAAGAUUCGCGCCGCCCACCUGUUGGUGAAGCACAAGGAUAGCAGACGGCCUAGCAGCUGGCGAGAGUCCGAGAUCACGCGAACAAAGGACGAAGCCAUGGUCAUCAUCAAGGCGCACGAGCAGCAAAUCAAGAAGGGGACCCCUCUGGGCGACGUCGCCCCUACCGAGUCGGAUUGCUCAUCCGCACGCAAACGAGGCGAUUUGGGCUACUUUGGCCGCGGGGACAUGCAAAAGGAGUUUGAGGAUGCUGCUUUCGCUCUGAAGCCUGGCGAGAUGAGCGGCGUCGUCGAGACGGCCAGCGGAUUGCAUUUGAUUGAGAGGUGA